UAAUAGGCCUUGAGUAGGAUGGAAUCUGACAAGUAUAAAGUAGGCUGUGACAUUUAGUGUCGAUAACUUUUUAGGUGUGCCAUUACGUCAUGGGAAACGGUGAAUCAUAAGUUCGUAACAUAAAGAGUGUGGACAUGCAAGUUUUACUUUUAGGAUUGUCAAACGAGUGUUUCAGAUAGGGCAUGUGAGAAUAUAAGUAUCAGUUAUAUUUUUAGGCUUACCUGUUUCUAAGUCUUAAAAGUUCUUGAUAUAAUAUAUUAUAUUUUUCUCGUGUAUAUUUAAUUAUUCUGGAUUGUGUAGAAGCAAGGAACUGUUUGGAAAUGGUGCUUGGCUCUGGAUCACAGAAUGGUAUUAGCCCUUCCAAGAAUAUAGUUACAGAAACACUAGUGAAACAAGAAAGCCAUCUCUUAUUCCACAGGACUAGUAGCUCUCUUUCUCAUCAGUGUGAUGUUAAAUCUGAAGCUCUGCAGUUUACAGAAGAAGAGUUCAAAUCCGUAGCUGAGUUUUUCAAAGACCCUGCAACUUUUGAGUUCCUUCAAAAAGCAGGAAAAAGCAAAGCUUUGCAAGAAUCAGCUCUAGGAAGACUUUCUCUUUAUGUCAAGUUUGACCCUUUAUUAAGUGGUGAUGUUUCUGUCCAAAAGCAGCAACAAAGCAGCCAUCCUGAAUCUCUGAAAGAAGGGCUAGGAGAAAAAUCUCUACUGAUUACCACAAAUGACAGUAAUACAGACCAAGGCUCAAUCGUGACAGAAUGUGAUGGCAAACAGGGGUUGUCCUAUGACCUCAACAAGCUCAUAGACUUCAGUUCCUCUCCCAAGAUAAAG
Molecule: messenger RNA, 821 nt
Organism: Limulus polyphemus (Atlantic horseshoe crab)
Lineage: Eukaryota; Metazoa; Arthropoda; Merostomata; Xiphosura; Limulidae
Exons: 6
Source: RefSeq, a predicted model, not a curated record